Protopterus annectens (West African lungfish) is the source of this 4725-nucleotide messenger RNA. RefSeq names its product ICOS ligand-like. Gene Ontology annotation, cellular component: external side of plasma membrane. The transcript has 7 exons. Bases 103 to 987 code for a protein of 294 amino acids. Lineage: Eukaryota; Metazoa; Chordata; Ceratodontiformes; Protopteridae. The record is from RefSeq and is a predicted model, not a curated record. Gene Ontology annotation, biological process: T cell costimulation; immune response; positive regulation of T cell proliferation.
GCAGUUUGCUGCCGUUUGCUUUGCUGAUUAAUGCACUCAAAAAGAAGAAACUAGCAACUUACAUUAAAGAACAUUUCAAGAUCACAUCAGCAAUUAUCAAAAAUGCAGCUGCACAUACUUAAAAGUUUUUAUUUUACAAGAACCGUAUGGCUUAUAACAGUAACAGUGAAUUCAUUUGUCUCAGGUGUCUUACUGUAUGAAAUGACAGCCACCAUCGGGAAAGAUGCUCUGCUCCCCUGUGAGUUUGAACUUCCAAAUGUAAUCACUCCUAAUGAUAUCCGAGUAUACUGGCAGCUGGAGAACACUGAUGUUGUUUAUGAGUACAGCCCUGAAGCAGGAGAAAAUGAAAACCAGAGUGAAAAAUACAGGCACAGAACAUACCUUGAUAAAACAAAACUAGUAGAAGGAAAAUGCCAUUUAACUCUCCUCAAUGUGACAUCUAUGGACAGUAAUGUAUAUAAAUGUAUCAUUCAAAUAAGGAAAUCAAAUGGCUUUGAAGUAAUAUAUGACAAAUGGAUUUCAUUGUCAUUAGCAGCUAACUAUAGCAAGCCUACCAUCACUAGCAAAAAUGAAACAAACCGCAUACUUCUCAUCUGUUCUUCUGAAGGAGGAUAUCCAGAGGCACAUAUUAAGUGGCUGAGCACAUCCAAUCAUACUCUGAAUGGCAGUAAACCCUUGAGCAUUAUAAGUCAUUUAACUGGAACCAUUAAUAUCACCAGCACACUGGAAGUUACUAACAUCUGUGAUACAAUAUACUGCAUUGUUUCAAAUCCUGCACUGAAUGUCAAUGUCACCUCGGAUCACUUUUCAUGUGACAGUGCAGGUGAAACAACUGAUACAAGAAAAGACAACUCUUCCACGGAAAACUCCAAUGAAUUCAAAAGGCUGCACUUAAGUUUGACUAUGAUACCAGCCGUGCUGUUCCUGUUACUGAUGUCUGCUUUUUACUUCCCAAGACGAAGGCCCUUGAAUACCACACCAGUCUAGUACCUGACAAUGAAUACAGUGAUCUAGUGAUGAAGGAGAUGGAUUUUAAGAAGAUGAAGCCUGUUUUUAAGCAGGCAGCUCAGGUUGAGCAUCCUGUUUAACACUACUGGAUGUUUUAUUUGUUAAACAAUUGCAUUCAAGUUGCAGCAGAAACUCAUCAACUCUCCAGAUGAAAAUUUGUGCUGACAGACAUUCAGUACAAGAAGACAGUGCAGUUUAUGGACCUGUAAAUGAUGAAGGUGAUAACUACAUUUGUUUAUUCAAAGCAUUACUAAGCAUUAAUCAUGAGUGUAUAGUGUUUGGCAAAGUAAUUUGCAGUAAAACAUAAGGAGAAAGGCUGGAGGUUAUUAUUACCUGAUGAUGUAGUAUGCAACCUGAUGUGAAUUUUCUGCUGUAAAAUAUGCUUCUGGAAACCAACGCUAGAAGCAAAUGCACAAGCACGUUUUGUGGGUUUUAUCAUACUGUGCUACAUGUUGUCUGUUAUAAAGACUUUGUGAUGAGGUAUGUGUUGAAGAGAAUGCAUUUCCACUAUAAGAAAAUGGUGAACCAUCACAAUGGUGGUCAAUAUGUGGAGCUGCAGGACUUAAUUAAUUGAUAACUCUUGAGUUUGCUUCUGACAGACAAUAGACAUUAAAUGAUCAGGAGAAAACUUGAUUUCAUGUAGACUUUAUCAAGAGGUUCAGCACUGCUGCUGUGACAAAUGAUGGGGAAUUCUCCAUCCAAUGCAGUUUAUAGGCUUAGGGAAUAAAGGAUCUCAUGCCAUGUAUGCACUUCCUUAAGAGAUGCAGACUCAGAGGGAGUAGUCUGAUUAAUACAACAUUAAACUGAUGUGCAAAGAUGAAACUAAAUAGAUGUGGGACAGUGUGAGUAGUUCUGAUUCCUCCUCCCCACCUUACGAUACAGUAAUCCAUAACUAAAAUGCAGCCAGAGACAGUGCAUUUGGACUGAUUACUUCUCUCAGGAAGCACAUCACAGCAUGUGCUGCUGCCACGUAACUCAUUACAGCCUAAUGAUGCCUCUAGGUACAUCUGCAGUUUCAUCUUACUGAUGCCUCUAGACGUGAAAUAUUGCUUGUUCAUAUUUAUAUUAAUAAUUCCCAAACUCUGCUAUAUAAAAGGGUUUCUUCAUCUUAAAGCUCACACAAUGGCAAACACAAUUGUAUUCUAACUUGACCUUUGUCUAGUGCAAAUGAAGAUGAUAAAAUGCUGAUGGCAGCAUAAGAGCUGGUUAAAUUGUUACUGAGAUAUUGUAAGCUAUUUAUACAACAUUACAUAAUUCAUAUAUUCUGUGGUCAUUGUGGAUUAUAAAAUCCAUUUUAAGACCUAGAUUUGAAUGAGUGCAACCAUUGAAAUGGAUACUUUGUGCUGAACGGUUUGCCAUUUACAAUAUGGUUCUAGGGAUAGGGACAUUUGUUUGAACUGUGAAGCAAUAAACUAAUUUCUUAAAAAGGCUCAGGUCUUGUCCACUGGGAUUUAGAGUAUAAACUCAAAAGGGCUUCAUUGGAGGGAAUGAGUUUAAAGCAUGUUCAGUUGUCAGUGAUCAGUCAGAACUGUUAUGCAGUGUUAGUCAUGGUGAAAUAACAGGUGCAGUAGAAGUUCCCAGUCUAUAACCAUGGAUUAAUUAAAGUAAUUACAAGAGUCAUUUACAUUCUGUGGCAUUACAUUUAAUUAAACAGUAGGCUUAUGGUUCAAAUGUGUUAACCAUUUUCAACCAUUAAUUUAAAUUCUAUAUUGCCAGUACAAGGACACUGUGGGAGUGAGGCAUGGGUGUAUCUUGAAAGAUGAGUUUGAUUUUAGUAGAAAAUACUGUUUACAGUCAGUCUGAGAUGUGUUAACUUACUGGGUAGAGUUCAUUUAAUCAUGGGAGCUCUUACCAUGGACAAGGAGAAACAGUUCACUGUAUUGAGAUUACAUCUUUCUGUCUAGGGAUUAAACUGUUCCCCUUUUUCUUUGAUAUCCUGCUUUCAGAGUUAGUGCAUAUAAGUAGUGUGGGUAUGGGGAGGACUUUCCCUCACCCAUAUUCUUCUCUAUUCCCACAACUAUUAGCAGAUGCUCAUGACGUGGUGUUCAGCAUACUGUCUAGCUGAUGAGCUGCUUCAAUUAACGGGUAAAGCUCAAUGACUUGGUAUUUGAUAAGUAAGCCAUCAGUGCUAACAGCCGGAUCUAACUUAUUUACUUGUUUUGUUAAGGGAAACCUUCAGAUAAUAAGAUGGGUCCUAUAUUGUACACAGUCCUGCCCAAUAUUAAGUUCACAAGAAAGUUUUCUUUAAUUGCAGAGUCAGACUCAUUGUACAUACAAGGGAUGUUGUUUUGAUGUGUUGAAGUAACGUUAUGUAUACUGCUCUGCAGUUAAUGCAUUAUAGACGCUUCAAAAAUAGAUCUGUGUAAAGUCGUUGAAAGCUAUUCAUUAUUGUGAUAUUUUAAAGCUAGGAACAUUUCUGUGACAAUAUUCUAUUCCAUUUAAACUGGCAAAACAGCAAACCUUUAAAAACUAAGUGGUGCAAACCUUAUGUCAGUAUGUCUCCAGAUUAUAUAGCAUUAUACUAGCAAAAUAAGAUUUUUUUUAAAUCAAUUUGUUGGCAUUAAUGGCCCACUGCCAGUGUUAUUAAGUAUGGUUAUUUCUAGUAUGUGUUUUUCAAUUAAAGCACUAUGCUACUUGCUCUGAGGCACAGAGCUUGGAGGUUGGAAUGCUUUUGCAGUGAUCAUGGUCUCCUUUGGGAGGCUGUGUUUUCCUUAUUUCUACUCUCGGUGUAGAGAGUCUUUAUUAAUGGUGUUAUUUUGAUUUUUCAAAAGCAUUAUUAUUUCUGAGUUAUAAAAUCAUUAUUACGCAAAGCUAAAAUAUUAAAGCUUUUAGCAGUAUAGCAGUGGUUACUGUUGUGCAAUUUCCUUUUCAGGUACAAUAAUGAAGCUAUGCUUGGUGGUACGAUAGUUUAGUGUUUAUUUAGUAUAAUAGUGAAGCUAUAGAAUAAAUAUUUAUGUAUGUAGGUGCUUUGAAAGCUACUGUACUGGUCUACAGCUUAGAUUUCAGUACAACUCCAUUACAGGCUUUUAAAGAUAGUUGUCCAGCAUUAAUUGACAAGAAUUUGCCAUCCAAUCAUAAUGUCAUUACAAUAGUCCUAAUAGUAUAGCUUAACAAGAUAAGGCAAAGAGCUACAAAAGACGUCAUCAUUUGGCCCUAAUUCUUGUUCCCAAAAUCCUCUGGUUUAAUUCUGUAUGACUUUGCUCAUCAUUUAUCCACAACAAACUACUUGGCUCAUCUCAAAAUCAAACAUAUUUCUGUAGUAUUUGGGAAACAAAAAAAAAGAUCAAGCCAGAACAUAUGAAAUUUGUCAUGGAAACAGUUUUGCUUAAUUAAUACUGAUUGUUGUAUUGCAACAAAUAAAUAGAAUCAAGUCUUGACUGUGUGGGGAGAUUCAGAAAAGCUACAGUUAGUGGUAAUCAGGUUUCAGAUUCUGAGACAGCUCUGCUGUAGUGCUGUAACACAAAGAGGUGCAGCACCAUCUUGGGCUGUCUUUGUGGCCUGGCAUGAAUGCAAAUGAAACAUUCGGGAGAGUGGCCUUUGCUAAUUAGCCAUGUCACAUUAAUGCAUUACUUUCAGUGGGUGAGAUCGCAUUAGAAGUAAGUGCAGGGGAGUUUAGUGAACUGGUAGUGGUGAGGGGUUUGUAUGUGCAUGCACGCACGUGCACGCGCGCGCACGUGUGUGUGUGUGUGUGUGUGUGUGUGUGUGUGUGUGUGUGUG